Trichoplax adhaerens is the source of this 1083-nucleotide messenger RNA. RefSeq lists its product as uncharacterized. The coding region runs from base 1 to 1083 and encodes 360 amino acids. The transcript is spliced from 8 exons. The record is from RefSeq and is a predicted model, not a curated record. Gene Ontology annotation, biological process: signal transduction. NCBI's taxonomy places the organism in Eukaryota, Metazoa, Placozoa, Uniplacotomia, Trichoplacea, Trichoplacidae.
AUGCUUGAUCGACGUAAGCAGCAGAAACAACAUGAAAACCAAUUAUCUGUCUUUGAAACAAUCUUUCAUCGUCAGAAAUUACGUAAAAGUAGUAAAUCUAAGAAAGACAAAAAAUAUCCUCCACUAUUAGAUCGUUCCAAAUCGAUCCCUGGCCCUAGCUUCGUUAUUGAUCAGGACGAAGAUACCAUUGAAAGCUAUCACGAUUUCCGGAUUGUACAACUAACCAAUCCAACUUGGUGUGAUUAUUGCACUGAUUUUAUUUGGGGCUUAUUCAAGCAAGCAAUCAGGAUUGAUUUGAAAUGUCCUCGAUCGUUGGCUAAACAGAUAUCAGAAAAUCACCAGCAUAUAGUACAACAGGAACAAUCCCUACAACUAAUUAGCGGAAAGGCCAACGAAAAGCCAGGAUACGCACGGAAUACUUUAGAAGUAUUGGGGUUAAAAUCUACACAAGAACUGAAAGAAGUUAUACAAAGAUACAAUCAGAAAUCUUCUGGUUUAAUCAUUACCAUGCAACCAAAGAGCUGCAAGUUCGCUGGGUUUAUUCAUAUUGGCGUCGAUAUUCUUCGACCAGUAAAUGUUCAUCCUUUCAAUGGUAAAAUAAAAGAACAGCUGAAAGAUUCGCCUAAGCUUGGUUCUAGUAACGUUAAUAGGAAACGAAGUACAUCUUUCUUUAUGCCGAGUGGUAGUUUACAGGCUAUUCAUGUUACGAGUGAUACAACCGCAACGGAAAUUAUCGUUACCUUUUUAGAAAAGUAUAAAAUUGCUGAUAAUCCACAAAAGUUUGCAAUCUAUGAAAGGGUGCACAAGCUUACCAAGUACUUUGAUAGAAAGCUGAAUGACUACGAAAGACCUUUAUGCCUUAAAUUAAUGUGGAAUAAACAGAACGACGAAGAGAAAUCGUUUGUUAUCGGUGAAAAUAAAACUGGAGAUAUUUGUUGGGAUGCAUUUUCAGUAGCGGAGCUGGAAAAUUUUUUGACUAUCUUAAAUUUAGAAGAGAAAGAGCAUAUUAAUCAGGUUCGUACACGAUAUGAAAGGCAAGAAAAUUAUUUGCGAAGUAUGCUUGAAACUCCAAAACAAGAUUAA